Dimorphilus gyrociliatus is the source of this 2915-nucleotide messenger RNA. NCBI's taxonomy places the organism in Eukaryota, Metazoa, Annelida, Polychaeta, Dinophilidae. The record is from the annotation of a GenBank genome assembly.
GCUUCUACAUCGAUAUCCGGAUAGCGAUAUUCAGGAGGUAGUUCCAACAUUCGUAAACAAUUUCACCGGUCUUCAAGAUCUUCGAUUAAACUAUAAAUAUGUCGGAUAUUAAUCCGAAAUCUUUAAAAGUCGCUGAGUUACGUGAAGAACUAAAAAAUCGUGGCCUGAACAUAACCGGAAAGAAGGCAACCUUAGUUAGGCGUUUAGAGGCAGCUUUGAAAAACAAAGAUAUAUCUUCUGAAGUGAGUGUUGAAACGACUAGUGAAGAAGAUAGCUUCACAGAGGAUUCGAAAUCUAUUCCGUCUCAAAUUUCCCCUGAAAAGAGUGAACAGCCUGAAAUCCCAAAACUUCCGGAGUCAGAGAGUCAAUCAGAAACUAUAGAUAAUGAACCAACUAUUGGUCAGUCUGUUGAUUCCUCGGGCGCUGAUAGGAUAGAUGUUGAGGAAAAAAUUGUGAAAGAACCAAGAGUUUCAGAAUCUGUACCGCAAGCAACUGAAGAGUCAAAUAUCAUUGAUAAAGGUCAGCCAAUCCAAGAACCUGUUAAUUUAGAGAAUAAAAGUGGGGAAAAUGAUAACGUCACAGCCAAUAUUGAACCUGUAAAGGAACCUGAGACUAUUUCUGAGAGGGAGGAACCUUUGUCAACAAGGGCAAUAGAUGAAUAUCAAGAAAAAGAUUUAUCAUACGAAAAGGAAAGAUCAGAGGAGAAUCUGAGUCGAAAUGAACCCCAAAUUUAUACGUACGCGGAUAAUGUUGAACUUCAACGUGACAGCAGCUCCAAUGCUUCUGAACCUAUGGAAGAGAGUGUAAGCCAAUCGAUUGAAGAAGUUGGACACUUAGAACCUAAGCAAGAAGUCAUAGAAGAAGUUUCAGUUAAAAGAGAAAUAGUCACAGUAGACACAACCAAUACAGAUCGUAAAGAAACAAAGAAUCAAAAGAAAAAGAGAAGAAAAAAGAGGGCAAAAAUGCUUAAAAAUCAAUUAGCAAAGCAAAAAUUAGAAGAGAAUGGUGUGGACGAUGUGAAGACUGAAGAUGAUAUUGAAGUCGAAUAUGUGGAAGAGAAAUUGGACGAAUCUGAUCCUGUUUUUUCUCAAUUUAAGGAUAUUUUCAAACAGUUUCGUAUUACAACAGGAGAUAUAAAGGAAGAAAAGGAAGAUGAUAAAGACAAAAUUCAGAGGCUAGAUCACAUUCCUGUUAAAGCUAGAGGUAUCAUUGAUGUAGAAGAAGAUGAUGACAAGAAAGACAACGAGAAGCCUAAAAUGUCGAAGAAAAAACUUAAGAAACUUAACAGAUUGAGUGUAGCGGAACUGAAACAACUGGUUUUAAGACCAGAUGUAGUUGAAAUGUAUGAUGUUACGGCAAGAGACCCUAAAUUAUUAGUUCACUUAAAGAGUUGCCGUAAUAUUGUUCCUGUUCCAAGACAUUGGUGUUUUAAAAGAAAAUAUUUACAAGGUAAGAGAGGAUUUGAGAAGCCACCCUUUGAAUUGCCAGAAUUCAUUAAAAAUACUGGUAUAAUGCAAAUGCGUGAGGCUGUUUCUGAAAAAGAAGAUGCGAAAACACUUAAACAGAAAAUGAGAGAACGAAUAAGACCUAAAAUGGGUAAAAUUGAUAUCGAUUAUCAGAAAUUGCACGAUGCUUUCUUUCGUUUCCAAACGAAACCGAAUAUGACUAUUCAUGGUGAUUUAUACUAUGAAGGAAAAGAAUUCGAAACACGAUUGAAGCAAAAAAAACCUGGAAAUAUCAGUGAUGAUUUAAGAAUAGCACUUGGAAUGCCAAUAGGAGCGGGAGCCGAAAAAAUACCUCCUCCAUGGCUCAUUGCUAUGCAGAGAUAUGGGCCACCUCCAUCUUAUCCUAAUCUUAAAAUUGCCGGUUUGAAUGCACCUAUCCCACAAGAAUGUUCAUUUGGUUAUCAUGCAGGUGGUUGGGGUAAGCCUCCCGUUGAUGAGUUAGGAAAACCCUUGUACGGAGAUGUAUUUGGUGCCAAUCAGCACGAUCCUAGAAAUCAGUUAAUGGACGAAGACGAUGUCGAUAUAACUCUGUGGGGAGAAAUGGAGUCUGAAAGUGAAGAAGAGGAAGAGGAAAAAUCUGAAGACGAGGAAGAUGAAGAGAAAUCUACUAUCGAUCCAGCUGGCCUCGUAACACCUGGUGAUGCUGGUUUAGUAACCCCAAGUGGAACUUCAACGGUACCUGCUGGUAUGGAAACACCAGCUUCGAUUGAAUUAAGAAAACAGAAAAUAGAAGAUCAGAUGGAACAAGGUGGUGAUACACCAGCACUCUAUCACGUUAUCCCCGAAAAGCAAAUUAGAAUUGGUUCAGCUAUGAUGGGUAGUUCACAUGUUUACGACGUGAGUGCAGUGAGUAAAAAGGGAACAGCCGAAGGUGUUGAAGUCGCAUUAGAUCCAGAUGAACUUGAUCUUGAUUCUGCCGCAAUGCAAAAUAAAUAUGAAACAAAACUCAAAGAACAGCAUAGUAGUCUUCAAAAAGAAGAUUUGUCUGACAUGGUUGCAGAACACGCCGCAAAACAAGCCAAGAAACGAAAGAAGCAGCAAGAAGCAAGCGGUCAAUCUUCAAAAAAGUACAAGUUCAAAUUUUGAAUCACAUACUUUUUUACUGUUCAUAGUUUUUCUUUUUGAAAUAAUUAUUGUAUUAUGUUAAUUGUUUAAAACUGUUUAAUUACAAAAUUAAGUUGAAAAAAGACACCUUUCUCCUUUAUUUUAAUGAAUACUACAGAUCUUUAAUAAAGAGGGUUAAAAGCAACCAUUAGGCAGAAUUUCUUUGAUAUAAAAGGAAAUAUAUGUACAGAAAAUGUAUUGUGUGUACAGAUCCUGGAAAAAGCUUUUUUAUUCAACAAUUGUAUCUUUUCGAUUACAUUAUUUACGGUUGAUAUUUGCAAGUUAACAGCAAAAGCCUUUGUCAGC